AUGACGGAGAGUCCGGACAGCAGCGUCCUGCAGCGGAUACACAGCGGCGGCGGGACGGUGGUGAAGGUGGAGUCAGGUGUGACAGGUGUGACAGGUGUGGCAGGCCUGCUGCCGUCACAGACCUCUGAGCUUCACUUUCUGCACUCGCGGGUCCGAGAGCUGGAGAGAGAGAAGGCGGAGCUGUCGGCCGAGAACCAGAGACUGAAGAGCAUGUUGGUCCACGAAAUCCCUGGGCUCCUGUCCACCAUGUGGCAGACGUUGGGCCAGGUCAACAGUCCUCACUCCGUCUCCACGGCAACAGGCAGGAGUGACAGCUAUGCCCCAUACUCGCAUCACCACUACACAGCGACCAAUCAGGACGGAGACUUCAGCCCCCUGGUUCAGGUCCCUCCGCUGGGACCAGACGAUCUCAGCAUGUCGGAGUUCUGCGGCCCGCUGGGCUCCGAGGACGAGGGGGGGCCAGGAGGACCGGACCACAUGGGGGAGGAGGCUCCGCUCUGCAGCCAGACUGACAUGGAGGAGCUGAGGAGGAGCUGCUCUGAGAGCCAGUGCACCGCCGGGGAUGCCAACGACCAUGUGAGAACAUGUCUGAUCCGGUUUACACUGGACCUGAUUCAGUAUGCACUGGACCUGAUCUAG
Messenger RNA from Thunnus maccoyii (southern bluefin tuna), 639 nucleotides. RefSeq lists its product as uncharacterized. NCBI's taxonomy places the organism in Eukaryota, Metazoa, Chordata, Actinopteri, Scombriformes, Scombridae. The record is from RefSeq and is a predicted model, not a curated record. Bases 1 to 639 code for a protein of 212 amino acids. The transcript has 3 exons.